Geodia barretti is the source of this 2123-nucleotide messenger RNA. The record is from the annotation of a GenBank genome assembly. Lineage: Eukaryota; Metazoa; Porifera; Demospongiae; Tetractinellida; Geodiidae.
UGCAUUUUUGGAGAAUUAGUUUUGGAACAAACGGCGCCUCGUAAACGUCGUGCAUUACGUGUAAGGAUCGGGUGGCGCGGCGCAUGGAUGGAGGAGUUCAAGUGUUGCAAGAUGACUUUCAACUUCACAGCCUUUCUCAUCAUCUGUUUACUCGUAGGAGUUAAAAGCUAUGAAGUCACCAAUAUAUCCAUUAUUGCACUCACAUUUGAAAGUGCCAAUAGUAUUCAUGCAAGUUGCAUUUUCAUCACAGAUGUGACUGUCUUCUGCACACUCAUCAGUAUCUGUAUAGGAAAAAUUGUAGUGAGGUACACAGCAGUGGUUGAUGAAACUAGUCGUGACAAUCAGAAUUUGAAUAGCACACAAUUAAUUAUAACAAACAAAAAAUAUUAUGUUGUACAUUCAUCGCUUGUCCUGCAGGAUGCUCAAAGUCAGUGAGUUGCCCACAAAGCCCUUGUGAUAAUGCUACUUGCCCUGGACUGGUGGAAGCUGAAUGUGUGGUUGAUUUGGGUGACUGCAGUGUGACAUGGUUUAUUGGUGAUAAAGAUGUCACUGACCUAUGCCAAGGAUGUGAGGAUGGAGAAAUCCGUUUAAUAGAAAUGGUUGGUGUGAAUGAAAGGCUAGUUGAAAUAUGCUAUAACUCCACCUGGGGAUUGGUCUGUGAUGACCAGUGGGGAGCAAAUGACAAUAAUGUCCAAGUUGUCUGUAAGCAAUUUUGUUUCGAGAGUGGAGAGAAAGGUAAAAUUUGUCCAAAUGUGAGAGAUGGGAUAUUCUGGUUGGAUGAAGUGAAUUGUACGGGAGACGAAGGGCGUUUGGAUAACUGUGCACAUAAUAACAUUGGAGAACAUGACUGCACCCUUGCUGAGGCUGUUACAGUUAUCUGUUCAACUAAUGUCUGCCUUGAAGGGACUAGAUGUACACAAGAUGGAAAUUUUGCUUGUGAAUGCAAUAACAGCUACACUAAAGAUGAAACUGGUUACAAAGAUAUUGAUGAAUGCACUAUGAAUGUGCCCAACUGUACGAAACAUUCCAUGUGGAAAAAUAUACAAGGAAGUUUCUACUGCAUGUGCAAGCCUGGAUACUCCUGUGGGGAAGAUGGAUAUUGUACAGAUAUUGAUGAGUGUGCUAUGAACACUACUCACAACUGUACCAAUGGAACUUCCGAAUGCAGUUAUGAGUGUGCUAUGGACACUCAAAACUGUACUAGAAACUGUUCUAAAUGCGUCAAUACUCCCGGUAGUUAUUUUUGCAUGUGCUGCCUAGGCUACACAGGAAAUGACUGUGAAGACAUGGAUGAGUGUGAAAAUCCCACUCUUAACAACUGUGAUGUAAAUGCUAUGUGCAUCAAUACUUGUGGCAGUUUCUCGUGCAUGUGUAAUGAUGGCUACUUUGGAAGUGGAACUCACUGUGAACUGUGUAAUCCUGAAAAACCUUUUUGCCUUGGUUAUACUAAAAAUUGCACAGACAUUGAUGAGUGUGCACUUGGUUUGGACGACUGUGACGAAAAUGCUAUCUGUACUAAUACAGAAGGCUGUUACAUAUGCACAUGCAGAGAAGGCUACUGCGGCGAUGGAAGAAAUUGCACUGUUUCAGACGCAAGUACGGGUAUUCGUCUUGUUCAUGGUAAUGAAACGUCUGGCCUGGUUGAGGUACUUCACAAUUGUGAAUGGAGAUCAGUUUGUGAUGAUUAUUGGACCGAUGAAGAUGCAAAGGUAGCCUGUCGACAACUGGGACUCUUGCCUUAUGCUGCUGGAUCAUAUCGUAGGGGAAUAUUCAGAGAUGGUGAAGAAGUGCAAUACUGGCUAGAUGAUGUACAGUGUAAGGGUGAUGAGUUGUCGUUGUUUGAUUGUCCACAUAAAGACACCCAUAACUGUGGUAGGAGAGAAAGGGCUGGAGUCCACUGUCUGGAUAAUGAUGAUGUUGGAAUAAGGCUGGUUAAAACCACAACUCUUUAUUCUGGAAUUAUUGAACUAAGAAUAAGAAAUGAAUGGAGAUCAGUAUGUCACGAUAAAUGGACUGACGAAGACGCUCAAGUGGCAUGCAGAUCAUUGGAACUUCCGUCUAGUGGUGCUAAAAAAGAAAUCAAUGGAAAGUUUGAGCCAGGUGAAAAAGUUAUAUACUGGAUA